GCAGCAGCAGCAGCAGCAGCAGCAGCAGCAGAAAAAGCAGAGCAGCUCUCUGUUUGCUGCUGAAAGGACGGCUGAGAGGAUUUAAAGAGGAAAAGCUGCGCAGAAACACAGCAGACUGAGUGUGUUCUCAGCUGGAGGACAAUCAAAGAGACUGCAUCCGAAAACACACAGUUUACAGUUAGACUUUUUCAACCAAUCGAGGGCGAGCGAGGACCCGGAUCUGGGUGUUAAAACAUGGGAGACCAGAGAUCCGUCCAGCCCUUCCUGGUCCUGCUGCUGCUCCUGAUGCUCCUCAACAGACUGUCUCAGCUGUGGGCUUUUCCCUUCAGCCCGUCCCUGGACCUGGACGUCACUCCGAGGACGACUGUCUUCUCCAAAGGUAUGCUGGGGAGCUCUCGUUUCACCGGCUCGUCCCUGAACUACAGCACCCUGCUGCUGGAGGAGGAUGUGGGGCUGCUGUACGUAGGAAGCAGAGGAUCCAUCUACGCUCUCAACACCUCCAACAUCUCCACACCUGCAAACCUCAGCAUUGAUUGGGAUGCUUCCCCUGAACAGAAGAAGCAGUGUCUAAGCAAAGGCAGAGACAAUCAGACAGAGUGUUACAACCACAUCCGUUUUUUGCAGCGAUACAAUGAGACUCACCUGUACGUCUGUGGAACCAACGCCUUCAAACCUCUCUGUGCUUAUAUAGAUGCAGAGCGGUUCAGCUUCUCCUCCGGGUUUGAGGAGGGCAGAGACAGAUGUCCAUACGACCCCGCAAAGGGAUACACCGGCCUCCUCAUAGAUGGUGAGAUGUUCACGGCUUCUCAGUACGAGUUUCGCAGCUCACCAGACGUGCGGAGAAACUUCCCCUUCCCCACGCUCAGGACGGAGGAGGCUCCCACCCGGUGGCUUCUGGAGGCAGAUUUCGUGGGCUCAGUGCUGCUGAAGGAGAGCAUCAACAGCUCUAUCGGUGACGAUGACAAGAUUUACUUCUUCUUCACCGAGAGGAGCCAGGAGCAGAUCGCCUACCCGAGCCAGACCAAGGUGUCCAGGGUUGCCCGAGUCUGCAAGAACGACUGGGGAGGCCAGAGGACCUUGCAGAGGAAGUGGACCUCCUUCCUCAAGGCCAGGAUGGUUUGUUCGGUCCCAGAAUACGAGCUGCACCUCAAUAUCCUGCGUGAUGUGUUCGUCCUGCAAGGAAAAGACGCCCAGAGCAGCAUUUUUUAUGGCGUCUUUGGACUGGAAUGGAAGAAUAUCAAAGCAUCUGCUAUCUGCCAGUACGCCUUCUCAGAUGUACAGAAGGUUUUCGAAGGGCCCUACAUGGAGGUGCAGGACUCAAAGUGGAGGGAGUAUACAGGAAAAGUUCCAGAGCCAAGACCUGGAUCUUGUAUGACAGAUCUGCACAGGUCUCAGGGCAUCAACUCAUCUCGAGACCUUCCAGACAAUGUCCUCACCUUCGCCAGAAGACACCCACUGAUGGCUAACCAGGUGCACCCAAUGGGUGUGCGUCCGCUAAUGUUCAAGAGGAGCGUCAACUACGUCAAGAUAGCGGUGCACAAGGAGCCAGCACUAGAUGGAAACAUUUACACCGUUCUGUUUUUGGGAACUGAUGACGGAUGGCUGCACAGAGCUGUGGACAUCGAUGGAGAAAUGCACAUUAUAGAGGAGCUGCAGAUGUUUGAUGACCCGCAGCCAAUAGAGAGCAUGGUCAUCUCCUCAACUCUGAGGAGCAUCUACGUUGGCUCGUACUCUGGAGUCGUGCAGGUGCCAAUGUCAACCUGUCGGAGGUACACUUCCUGUUACGGCUGUGUGUUCGCCAGAGACCCGUUCUGCGGCUGGGAUGGCAAAGUGUGUGUGGAAGUAUCCUCCCGUGCACAGAGGUCAAACCUCACCCAGGAUAUCUUGAGAGGAGUCAGAGGCUGUAAGGAGAAUUCGGGAAACGUGGUCCAUCGGAGGCGUUCGGUGAUGUCCGGUGAUGACGUGCUGCUCCAAUGCGAACUGCGCUCCAACCUGGCGACUCCACGCUGGACGCUGAACGGGAAGGAGCUCCAGGGAUACGGCCUCAACUCGGGCUACCGCAUCGGCACAGACGGCCUCCUUAUAAUCGGAGCUCGCGCCCAACAGAGCGGCUCCUAUCGCUGCUUUGCCGUCGAGAACUCCAUGUCGGUCCUGGUUUAUUUGUACACUGUACGGGUUCACACGGAUCCCUACUUUCCCGUGGAGCCCACAGUCACAGCAGACCCCACGACGGUGGCCAGUCCGACUGUUCUGUCCACCAGCGGCCCCACCGAGCAGCCUCUGCCUUCGCCUCCCGCCCCGCUCCCUCCAGGACCGGCGUUCCAGACCUACAGGCACAUGGAGGCCGUGUACAUCUCCCUGGUGGCGGUCCUCGGAGGGCUUUGCCUGGUGCUGACUGUGGUGCUGCUGUACGUGAGCUUCUGCACCAGACGGGCCUCUCAGGACCGCAAGUUCUCCCAGCAGGGUCUGCAAGUUCUGGGGGCCUCUGAGAGGAAGAGAAGCUCCCACCUGGAACUCAAAACCAUCUCCAGCCACUGCAACGGGCGCCAGGGUCGUCGCUCCAUCUCGGUGCCGACCUUCGGGGACAUCGGCGACGGCUUCCUCCAGAUAGUUCCAGGCGAGGGGCAGCUGUCUCCAUCCAGGACGCCUCCCCCAGCUCCUCCUCUUCCCAUGCCGCCUCCGCUUCCCAACAUGGACUACGUCAACGGGCUGUCGGCCACUCUGCCCAGCGUCCUGCGGAAAAUGAACGGGAACAGCUACGUCCUUCUGCGGCAGGCCGACCCCGACGGCAUGUCGCCGCUCUACCACUCCUUCACAGAGGAACUCAACAGGAUCCUGGAGAAGAGGAAACACACACAGCUGGACCUGCAGCCUGAUGAGAGCUCCAUCUAGGACGCCUCCUCUCAGCUAUCGUCCCAACACUUAUUUAUUUUCACCCCAUAGUCGUGGGGACUGUCGUAAGAAACGCUGCUGUUAUUUAACCCAGUGUCAGAGUACCUGCAGGUCGUGUCCUAAACCUGAUCUGAAGUGUUCAGCCUCCUGUUCCUCCCAUGAUUUCACUCUCAACACAGACGGACAACGCUAACCAGAGAUUCAAAAAGUGGAGCUGUGACAAAUUUAUCGGCUUAUUGAGUAGGGAGCUCAGUGAUGUAACCUCAGGCUUGUCAACGAUGGUCAGAUGGCACAAAAAGGCAAAAGAUGCAACAUUGGACCUUGGUAAUAAGAAAUAAAUCAGGCCAGGGGGCGAACAAGCAUUUUUAAGACUGUGGAAGUCUUCAAAAAGUAUUUGUUUCAUGCAAUAUUCUACGGAGCUUGAAGUGAUACUCCAUCCAAACUGUAUCUUCUGUUGCUAAACAUUAGGCUGCUGUGGAAUAAUUGAAAACUACUUAACAUGUCCAACCUGAGAACUCGACCUUGUUCCUGUCUGGACUGGACUGGACUCAUCAACUACUGUACAAUAAGACCUUUAGCGAGGCUCACGGUGAAAAACAACACCUCACCUGGCUCCAUUUCUGUGAGAAGUUCUUUGGGAAAGGAUGGCUGUUCAUGAUUACAAAUAUGUUGCACAAUCGUCAUGCUUUGGAGAGGAACCAGUGGCUCAUAAGGAGGCAUACCCACUUCUCUGUAUGUAAUAAUGCCAAAUCUUCAGUCUUUUCCUAUACAUGCACUAAUCUACCAAACUAAAGGACUACUAAAAGACCUGUCCAAACUGUAUCUCCUUCAACAAGCUCAAAAUGAAGCAGUGCAUUUAUCUGUAUUGUCACAAAGGCAUUGUGUUUGCAAAAUAUUGAGCCUAUGGACGGACAAGGAGAAGCGAUUAUGCUGCAGAAAUGGUUUUUGAGUGGUUUUCUACAGUGAAAAUCCAUUGCAGGGCUGCAACCAAUGAUUAUUUUCCUAAUUGAUUAUUCAUUUUCAGAAAGGUAGUGAAAAUGCCUGUCAUAAUUCCUCACAUUUCCAAAUCGGAAACCUGUCACUGUUGGACAUUUUUGCUCCUCGAUCAAUUUCAGCUAAUCACUGAGACAGCUGUCUGUUAACCCUCUGAACUCCAACCAGUUUCUGGAUGUUUUUACUCCCAUUUUUCAGAGCAGUAUGAAGUUCUGCAUCUCUAUGGAAACAGCACAACCAUGAUUAGAAAUAGAGAAAACUCAAAAAGGUCCUCUGUGUAGUACAGAAAAGUUAUAUUGUCAUAAAUCAUAAAAAAAUAAAAAUACAUUUUAUUGUACGAAAAGUGAAAAAACAACAACUUGGAAACACCAUGUAAAACAUUUUCCCCAAGUGCCCAAAAGUGUUUAGAAACACUGGAAAACACCAACGACUCUGCAUCCUGUAGAUAUUUUAUUAAUUUUUACAUUUUAAAAAGUGUUCCCAUACUUGUUUGUUAUAUACUGUGUGUAAGCACUGCCUGCAUUUCAACCCAGUUCACCUGAAAACUCCCUGAAUUUUUGCCACGUAACUGUUGACUCCAGCUGAGUCACGAUUACUUUCACAUUUGCGCUACAGAGCAUAUAAUUUUUUAGUUUUCACAGAUUUUAGUUCGACCGAAGUGGUUGUUUUUGGUGCUUGUUUAAAUCAGACGCGUUGGUAAAAUAGUUUUGAUGAAAAAUCACAAUUUUAAUCAUAGAUUUGGUUAAUUUCCCAAACCAAAUGGCACUUUCAGAAAGCUGAAAAUCCAAUUAUUCUUUCUGUUUUGACACCGUUUGGCUCUUAAAAGUGCUUUAAUUUCACACAACAUGGGGUUCAGAGGGUUAAGCAGCCAGCUAUGAUUGUUAGAAGAACAAAAAUAUAGACUUUGGUUGGAGUGUCGCUUUAGGAAUCCAGUUUUGAUACAGUGCAGAGAGCGCAGGUGUUCAGACAAAUCAUGCAUUUCAACGUAUUUAUUUCAACCACUCUUUCUUCAUUUCCCUUCAUGUAAAUAGCAAUAAGUACAUCACUGUCGCAGCUGUUAGUAGCAACGUGUUGUGCCAAUGAAAACACCUGUAGCAAA
Molecule: messenger RNA, 4984 nt
Organism: Amphiprion ocellaris (clown anemonefish)
Lineage: Eukaryota; Metazoa; Chordata; Actinopteri; Pomacentridae
Gene: sema4gb
Product: sema domain, immunoglobulin domain (Ig), transmembrane domain (TM) and short cytoplasmic domain, (semaphorin) 4Gb
Exons: 15
Coding region: 235-2892 (885 amino acids)
Biological process (GO): negative chemotaxis; semaphorin-plexin signaling pathway; positive regulation of cell migration
Molecular function (GO): semaphorin receptor binding; chemorepellent activity
Source: RefSeq, a predicted model, not a curated record